CCAAAUAAACCAACGCGCGAUUCACAAAUCACAAAACAGCAUUGGAGCGCCAACGGCUGGACACCGCCGCGAACGCCGUCAGCCACCAACUUCUGUUCCCGCACUCAGCUCACUAGCUCCGACGUUGCAGCACCGCGCACAGCGCACAGCGUUACCACUAGAGUCCACCUGGUCGUCGAUCACCACUCCGCACAGAUAAAGUUAUUGAGAAUGGGGGAGACAUUUAAGGAUUUGGGAGUGUGUGACCAAUUGAUCGAGGCUUGUGAAAAUUUGGGAUGGAACGUUCCAUCGAAAAUACAGGCUGAAGCAAUUCCUCAUGCACUGGAUGGAAAAGACUUGAUUGGACUUGCACAAACGGGUUCUGGUAAAACUGGAGCUUUUGCUCUUCCCAUUUUGCAAGCAUGUUUAGAAUCUCCACAUGCAUUCUUUGCUUGUGCUCUGUCCCCAACAAGGGAGCUUGCAAUUCAAAUUGCUGAGCAGUUCAAAGCAUUGGGAUCUGGCUUUGGCCUUAAGUGUGCAGUGCUUGUUGGAGGGGUAGACAUGAUGGAACAAACUAAGAUGCUUGCAAACCGGCCACACAUUGUUGUUGGAACACCUGGACGCCUUUUGGAUCAUCUUUCCAACACUAAAGGUUUUUCCCUUCGCACGUUGAAGUAUUUGGUUUUAGAUGAAGCCGAUAAACUAUUGAAUGAUGAAUUCGAGAAAUCGAUCGACGAAAUUUUAAAUGUUAUCCCUCGUGAGCGGAGAACAUAUUUAUUUUCCGCUACAAUGACAAAAAAGGUUAAGAAGCUACAAAGGGUCUGUUUGAGAAAUCCAGUAAAGAUUGAAGUAGCAUCGAAAUAUUCAACUGUUGACACACUGAAGCAGCAUUAUUGCUUUGUAUCUGAUAAAUUCAAGGAUUGCUACCUUGUAUAUAUUUUGAUUGAGAAGUGUGGAUUUUCAUCAAUGGUUUUUACGCGUACCUGUUAUGCAACGCGUUUUGUUGCUCUGUUUCUUCGAAAUCUUGGAUUCAAGGCUAUUCCAAUUAGUGGCGAAAUGGCACAGUCAAAGAGACUUGGAGCCUUGAAUCAGUUUAAGGCGGGAGUGUCCAAUAUUCUUGUCUGCACUGAUGUGGCAAGUAGAGGACUUGACAUUCCUUCUGUUGAUCUGGUUAUCAAUUAUGAUAUUCCCUCAAAUCCCAAGGAUUAUAUCCAUCGAGUGGGAAGAACUGCACGUGCUGGACGAUCUGGUGUUGCAAUCUCUCUAGUGGAUCAAUAUCAGUUGGUGUGGUUUAAACAAAUAGAGAAUCUUCUAGGUAAGGAGUUGCCAGAGAUGCCUUUUCAGCGAGAGGAAGUCUUGCAAUUGAAUGAACGAGUCAAAGAGGCCACAGGAAUAUCUCGAAGGGGAAUGGACGAACCUGGUGGCAAGAAGGGGAAAAGACGAAAUGAUGAGGAGGAUAUGGACAAAUACUUGGGCAUCAAGGAUGGGAAGUUUUCUAAGAAGAAGAGAAAAUGAAUUUAAACAGUUCUUGAUAGCAAAUUUUGUUAGAAUUUUUAAAUGUUUUAGAUUAUUUUUUUGUUUUUGAAUAAUUGCGAGGUUAUAUAUGUAUAUUUUUUUCAAAAUUUUGUUUAGUUUAAAUGUUUGUACCAUAACUUUCUUUCUAGAUGCUAAGAUAAGAUAUGGAGUGUGGUUUAGCUUUCUCAAAUAUAUUUUAUAAAACUUAUUAAACUACAGAUAAGAGAUAAUUGUAGAAAGACAUUCUUUUGCU
This is a messenger RNA of Corylus avellana, 1747 nucleotides long. RefSeq names its product DEAD-box ATP-dependent RNA helicase 10. NCBI's taxonomy places the organism in Eukaryota, Viridiplantae, Streptophyta, Magnoliopsida, Fagales, Betulaceae. Gene Ontology annotation, molecular function: nucleic acid binding; ATP binding; RNA helicase activity. Gene Ontology annotation, cellular component: cytosol. The record is from RefSeq and is a predicted model, not a curated record.